GAGCUUAGGAAGAUGGUGGAAGUUUCUUGUUCUUCGGAGUGAGACACCCCAAAUACAAACUAAAUAUCUCUUCGGAACAGGUUGGGAAGACGUUUCAGUGCCGCCAAAACACAUUCCACAACCCCCCAUUUUGGUCUCGGCUCUCUUCCCAGCCCUAUGUCAUGGCCAGUGGAGUCAGCAAGUCCAGCACCUCCAAUGGGUACCCCAUAAAGGCACAGCUACAGGUCACUGUGCUAUCAGCGAAACUGAGAGAAAACAAGAAGAACUGGUUUGGCCCCAGUCCUUAUGUGGAAGUGACAGUCGACGGCCAGUCCAAGAAAACAGAAAAAUGCAACAACACUCACACCCCCAAAUGGAAGCAGCCAUUCACUGUGGUUGCCACUCCCUUCAGCAAGCUAGUGUUUCGUGUUUGGAGCCACCAGACCUUGAAGUCAGACUUGUUUUUAGGCCAGGCCAAGCUGGACCUCAGUGAAACACUAAAGGCCAACGACAUGAAAAUUUCUGAGUUGAUACAGACUCUCCAGCUGUACAGUGACAGAGAGCAAACAGAUGUGGUGGGAGACCUGUCUGUCCUUCUGGACGGCAUGACGGUGGACCCUGAAGUGUUCGCCUCAGCAGAGGCAGACCAUUGCAGUACAUCUAAUGGAGAAUCAUCACAGCAGAAUGGGGAUCACACUUUGAGGCCAAGUCGAGACAGCUCUCCAGCUUUGGACAGUGUGGAGCACAGAUCCUCUCCAAGCACUCAAAGGACAGUUAACAGCAAAGGUUCCCCAUCGUUGAGCGGGAAGCCAGUUCGACCACCUAGACCGUCUAGGCCUCCUCCCCCAACUCCCCGCAGGCCAACUGUUUCACCAGCAUCUUCUAGCAACGGCUCCGCUCCCACAGAGGCUAGUGAGGGCCAUUCGGCCCCUGAUACACCAGUGCGGACCUCAGGACCCACAUCUGCUCCAGACUACAGUCCAUCAACGUCCUCUAACAGGAGCUCCACAUCAGGAGCUGCAGCAACCAGGCCUCCAACCAGCAACACCACACCUUCCCUCCCUCCCAGAGUACCCUCCGUCAACCAUGGACCAUUACCUCCUGGAUGGGAGCAGAGGGUGGACCAGAAUGGUCGGGUGUAUUAUGUGGAUCAUGUGCUAAAGAGAACAUCAUGGGAACGUCCGGAACCACUUCCUCCAGGAUGGGAGCGUCGUUUGGACCAGAUGGGCCGUCCCUACUAUGUCGAUCACAUGACACGAACCACCACAUGGCAGCGCCCCACAAUGGAGACUGUCCGUAACUAUGAACAGUGGCAGCACCAGCAAAACCAUCUGCAGGGCGCCAUGCAGCAGUUCAACCAGAGGUUUAUAUACGGGGCCCAAGAUCAGGCAUCAGCUGCUCAGAAUAAGGAGUUCGAUCCUCUUGGCCCGCUGCCUCAUGGAUGGGAAAAGAGGACUGACUCAAACAAUAGAGUUUACUUUGUACAUCACCCAACACGCUCAACACAGUGGGAGGACCCACGGACACAGGGAUUACUGAAUGAGAAGCCGCUCCCAGAAGGCUGGGAGAUGAGGUUCACUGUGGACGGUAUUCCUUAUUUUGUAGACCACAACAGGAGAACCACCACCUACAUCGACCCUCGCUCAGGAAAAUCCUCACUUGAAAAUGGACCACAGAUCCAAUAUGUCCGAGACUUCAAGGCUAAAGUUCAGUACUUUAAAUUUUGGUGCCAGCAAUUGGCGUUACCUCAGCACGUCAAGAUCACAGUAACAAGGAAGAACCUGUUUGAUGACUCUUUCCAGCAGAUCAUGAGCAUCAAUCCUCAGGAUCUGAGGAGAAGGCUGUGGAUCAUCUUUCCAGGAGAAGAAGGUCUUGAUUAUGGAGGAGUUUCCAGGGAUAACAACAUCGAGGACUGUGGUUUAGAGAUGUUCUUCUCAGUUGAUAAGGAGAUCCUUGGAGAAAUCUCCACCCAUGAGCUUAAACCGGGCGGAGGAGACAUCCCCGUCACCGAGGAAAACAAGGAGGAAUACAUCAAGUUGGUAGCAGAGUGGCGGCUGUUUAGAGGAGUAGAAGACCAGAUGCAGGCGUUCUUUGAAGGCUUUAAUGAGAUCCUUCCUCAGCAGUACCUGCAGUAUUUUGAUGCUAAAGAGUUAGAGGUGAUGCUGUGUGGAAUGCAAGAGAUUGAUCUUGGAGACUGGCAGAGAAACACCAUCUACAGACACUACACUAAGACCAGUAAACAGAUAGUCUGGUUCUGGCAGUUCAUGAAGGAGCUUGACAAUGAGAAGCGGAUGAGGCUGCUGCAGUUUGUCACCGGCACUUGUCGUCUGCCUGGAGGAGGCUUCGCUGACCUUAUGGGAAGCAACGGUCCUCAGAAGUUCUGCAUUGAGAAGGUGGGAAAGGAAAACUGGCUUCCCAGGAGUCACACAUGCUUUAACAGAUUGGACUUACCGCCCUACAAGAGCUACGAACAACUGAAAGAGAAGUUAAUGUUCGCCAUCGAGGAGACAGAAGGAUUUGGACAGGAGUGAAAGGACGGUGCGUUAAGGUGCACAGCGGAAAAAAGCGUUAGUGUUUAAAUCAGGGAGUGUUUGUGUUUGGGAGUGUUUAUGCUCAUCGGUGCAUGCUCCGUUUGAGUGUCUUUAAUAGGAGAAUUGUUGAGAUCGCUGCCAGCAUGUACAGUAGUGUGAUUGAGACUCAUUGCUCCCAGAGCUCACAGCAGGCUCCUCAUCGCCUCAUGACUCGGAGCAGAGUUUCAAAUACCUUAAAAAACCAAGAUCUAAGUCUUCACCAAUCUCUGAGAAUGUGAGUUAAAUCGUAGAAAACCUGGCUUUAAAUGAUAUGAGUUCUACAGAACAGCAGCGUUUUCACCUCCUAAACAUGUCGUCAGCCUGAGGUUAAAGUCUUAUGGCCACAUUUAAAAGGUCUCUUUGUUUUCAGCACAGAUAAGUUCCUCCAAAAGAGAAAAAUAACUCUGUUUGGUUUGAUAAAGACUUGCUUUUUUAUUUGUGAAUAAGCUGAUAAUUAAGAUGAAUCUUCCUCUAUCAUUUAACAUUAACACGCCUUCUAAAAGCUCAUCUGAAUUAAAUCUGAGGUAACAAACAGUCUUGGUGCUUCAGAGAUUCCUGCUUGUUCUGUGCUCUGGAUCGUAUCACGCUGAAGUCUGUGAACCGAUAAAUGAUUGUGAACAGUGUUGGAAUCUCCAUUAUAUUUAGGGGUGGUGGCAAAUGUUAAAAACCAAUGAUCUGACCCUAGUUUUAUAGGGCUGGAGUGCACACUGUGAUGUGUAACAGGACAGUAUGGAUUAGAGUAUUCUAGGAGAAUCUUAAUGACCCUAUCAGCAGCUUUAAUCACUCUAUUAAAUGUAGAGAAACAGUCUUAAUUAAAUCAACAAAUUGCUUUAAAAUCCCAGGAAAAAAACAGAAACAGACCAAUUUUACUCCAAGCCAAAUAUAUUGUUUAUACUUAGAGCCAUUUUUAACUCAUUCUUAACCAACCUGAUUUUCUCUUUAAACACAUGUAGCAUUUGAUUUAUAUACAACUGUUUUCUAGCCUUACUUUAACGAAUCCAUACCUUACAGCAGACUUUAAAACAGUUUUAAUGUAAGCAAUAAUUGAAAAAUGAUGGUGUGUAAUGUUUAAAUCCAGCCUCACCUUUUUUCCCCAAAACAUAUUUCCUUCAAAUUGUUUAUUUUCAUGGUGAUAAAACCUCCUCUGCCAUUUAUAGUUUGUUUUCAGCUGUAUGUGACAUACCUGCACAUUAAUGAGCACCUCAGGGAAAUAUUUGGCCAUCAGCUUUAUAUUAAGUUAUAGCGUUAAUAAAAACGUAGGUAUUAGAGAAAGCCAGAACGUUGGUAGAAUCUGUGUUUAUAUGAACAAUAUUGGGACCCCUGGGUUGAGUUUGUCACAUAAUCACCGAUUUUACUAGAUGAGAAACCGACCCACAGCAUUUUUUUUUUUAAAUACCGUUAUUUUAACAAAAAUGUCACUUUAUUCUUAUUUUAUCAAAGCAAAGGGUCCAUUUAAAGUUCAGAAAGUUUAAAAUAGACUUUUUGGGCAUCCCUCAAUGCCAGAAAAUAUCACAAUAUUAUGAACAGAUUUAUAAAGAGGCCAAUUUAGGGGCUCUUGUUCAAAACUCAACUAAUAUGACAAAUUUUGAACUAUUUUUAUCAGAACGUCCAAGAAAUUAAGGCUUUAUUGCUCAGAUAUUUUUUUUUUAUUCAAUUAUACGUUUAAAAUAUUUUCUUUCAGUUUAAUUAUUAUUUUGACCAGGGGUGCUAAUAAAUGUGCUGCGACUGCAGGUAAAGAACACUAUAUCUCUUAUUUAUUAUUUAUCACGAAAGCAGUAAAUCGUGUUUCAUUAAUCAUCACUAAAGGUAUCUGAAGACAAACUCCUUCCUGGAUGAUUCAUGUUAAAGCUGAGGUAGUUAAUUUUGAAAUUGAAUAAAACAUGUGAAGGUUUUUUCCUGUUUGAAGCUUGUAGUCGAACACUGAAGCAGCAGAGGAUAAAUUAUUGGAACGCAGCAGGAGCUCUCAGUUUGUAGCCUUAUCCUCUGUCAGAUUUCCACCCAGCAGAGGUGGUUGACCUUAUGGUUAAAUUCGUUUUAAUCCUCCAGUGAUCAGAGAUAUUCUGGAGAAUGUGCAGUAGAGCUACGUAUGAAGCUUGAUCCAUAAUUUCAGCUGAAAGAACAACUACUGUAUGAAAAUAGUGAAUGUAUCAGGAGGAAAGGUUGUUACUCAUAGUUUGUCGCCUCCUCUAAUAACUCUUGAAUCGAUAACAAGCAGAUGUGGAAUUGCCAUAAAGUAUGCUUGUUUUUUGUUUUUAAAAUCAAU
This is a messenger RNA of Cyprinodon variegatus (sheepshead minnow), 4812 nucleotides long. Its product is annotated as E3 ubiquitin-protein ligase Itchy-like. Lineage: Eukaryota; Metazoa; Chordata; Actinopteri; Cyprinodontiformes; Cyprinodontidae. Gene Ontology annotation, biological process: protein K29-linked ubiquitination; protein K48-linked ubiquitination; protein K63-linked ubiquitination. The transcript has 22 exons. Gene Ontology annotation, molecular function: protein binding; ubiquitin protein ligase activity. The record is from RefSeq and is a predicted model, not a curated record. Bases 162 to 2510 code for a protein of 782 amino acids.